Vitrella brassicaformis is the source of this 3190-nucleotide messenger RNA. NCBI's taxonomy places the organism in Eukaryota, Vitrellaceae. The record is from the annotation of a GenBank genome assembly.
CUUUUUUCCCCGGAUCACGAUGACAGAGAAGCAGUUGGUAUGCAGAAAGCACAUAAAUGAUGGACGGUCACUCCGUGCUUGUUUGUGUUUGUUUCAUCAGGUUGACGCCAUCGAGGAGGUGACUGACGUGAGCCUGGAGAUAGGCGGCCGCGAGGCCACCAACCUGCAGAGGGACGUCUGUGACUUAAUCAAGGACGUACCCAAUGGACCAAAGGUACACACACACACAGUGAGGAACGAUGGUGUGUGACUCAUUCAUCUCGUUCCACCUCCCUCGUGGCCUCUCCCCCCUCCCCCCCCGAAACGAUGUGUGCAGAUUGCCGUGCAGCACCUCAGAAAGAAAGUGACGGUGAGGGAAAGAGAAGCGAGCAAUGAGUCUCAAGCACAGACACAGCUGUUCCUGAUGUGUCCGUUUGUGUCGCUUCGAUUGGUGUGUUGCCUGUCCGCGUUCGUCUGUCUAUCUGCAGGCCCAGAAUGCGAAGAUCCAGCUGUUGGGUCUGCAGACGCUUGAGCAGGCCAUGAGGGAGUGCACACUGCCCUUCCACCAAAAGGUGGCGGAGAAGGACUUCCUCGGCGCACUUGGUAUGAAUGCACCGACCGACACACCGAAAAGAACCACAAAGGAAAGUGCUUGCGUGUCAUCAUCGCUCAGUUCGCGUCCUCCAGCGGCCCAAUCUCGACAGCAGAGUCCGAGACAAGGUCGGCACGAGAGAUUGCGGCCACCCACAGACGCCUGGUGUCUUUUCCACUGCUCUGCUGUAUUGAUAUGUCCCUGCAGAUACUCCGUAUGGUGUCAUCGUGGGCCAACGAGUUUGCGAGCGAGGCCGACCUGCUGCCGGGCUUCCAGCACGUCUUCAAGCACCUGCAGGACAAAGGUGCAUUUGCGAAGAGAAAGCAGCGCGUCCGACCCACCAAGGCACCUCUCGUGGCUGUGUGUUAGGUUUCCACAUGCCUGGCGGCCCACGGAUGCCCGCCGAGACCGACGCAACGGCAUACAAACGAGGGGUGAGACGAGGACCACGACACCGUCUCCACCUCGCGCACCCAGAUGCUUUUGUCGAUGUGCGUCACUCAAUCUAGGUUGACCGUGACCUGAAGGGUCAGCUGGCGACCUUCAGAGAAGCCACCAUCCUCUUCAAUGUAAGCACAUGGCUGGUAGGGAGGCGAUCGAGAGGAGAAAGGCGUAUGGUGUGGUUGCUUGUGUAUGUGAUGACGUCACCUAUGUCGCAGGAGAUGCUUAGCAGCUGCAAGCAGAACGACAACCUGGCCAGAAACGAUGUAGGCCAUAAUGACAUACACACACAGGCCGCCAGAGGUGACAUAGCCAUUUGGCUGCACCUCUUGCUGCGUGUGUGUGUGUUUCAGGCCCUGCAGACCCUGCUCAUAACUCUCAAGCAAGCCGCCCAUACGCUGCAGACGUACGCACAGACACACACACGAUGGCUUGUCGGAUGUCAUUGCCCUUUCCCUUCUCGAUUAUAUGUGCAGUGAGAUCGAGCGCGAGUCGUCCGGCGAUGCCCUCAACGAGUGCAUCGAAGUCAACGAUAUCGUACAGGCGGUCAGUGUCAGCAACCAACAAAAGGAACCAAGGAGGCCAUCAGGUGCCUGUGGGUCUGUCUGGUUGCUGCAGGCGCUUCGUCAGUACCAAGACCAGCUGCGUGGCGCCCCGCCCCUCCGCCCACCAGCUGCAGGUGGUCGCUCGGCCCCUCCUGCGUCGGGCACCAGUGCCGUCAAGAGCGGCAGAGUCGUCGACCACCGCAGGUCGGUGGGCAUCCCCCCAACACCCACCAACACUCACCAAAACAGCGGAGCGGACAAUACCAUGACGACCGGUCGUCUGUGUGUGUCUAGGGACGAGUCUGAUGAGGACGAGGAGGAGGAGGAUGAAGACGAGGAUGAGGAAGAGGAGGAGAGCGAGUCAGAGGACGACGAACGGCAGCGGCCGCAGCAGGGCAGGGCCAGGCAGACGCAACAACAACAACAUCAGCAGCAGCAGCGGCAGGCACCUGCUGCUGGACAGCACCCACAGGGGCGAAUGAUGGUGAGGACACAAUGCAGACGAGGAGAGAGGUGCGAAUGCCUCCACGUGUGUGUCUUUCGCUGCCGUGUGGUUCUUGCAGCCUGGGGCUGCUCCUCAGCGCCCAGCGGCGAUGCACCACCAGCAGCAGCAGCAGUAUCCCUCGCACCCCCAGGCGAUGCGGCCCACCCACACCCAGGGCACCACCCCGCCCAUGCAGGCGACAUACGCCACAGCAGCAGCAGCGUCAUCCACAUACCCCUCUCAAACACAGCCACAGCCCGGGCGCCCCACACAGUCUCUGCAGCAGCACCAGCAGCAGCCGUCAUACCCCAACUACCCACAGCAGGCCACCAGCGCCUACCACCAGCAGCAGCAGCAGAUGCGCCCGCAGCAGCAGCAGAUGGGUGGUGGUAGUGGCGCUGUGAAUCCGUUUGGUGGGUCUGUAUCGGCUUCUCAGCCACAGGGCUAUGGUGGUCAGCAGGGGGUGGGUGGGGGGUAUGGCGUGGCGGGCAGGGCCGGCAAUGUGAUGGCCACUGCUGGGGGGCAGCAGCAAGCCGCUGGUUUGCAACAGGGCAUACCGGUAGGUAUAUGAGUGAUUUAGAGUGAGAGAGAGAAAGACUUGGAACCGACACGCACGGCAUCCUACUGAGUCGCUCUGUGUGUGUGUGUGUGUGUGUAUGUGUGCAGGGAUACAGUGUGAUGGGUGGCGGUCAAGGCGGCUAUGGCUCAGUGCAGCAGGGCAUUCAGGGUCUGCCCAUGCAGGGAAUCCAGGGCUUCCCGGCCGCCAGUGCUGGCGCCGGCCGCCAGCAGGGCGCCUACCCCAACCAGUACGGCUACCAGCAACAACAACAGCAGCAGCAGCAGCAGCAGUACACCCAGAUGCAGCAGAUGCAGCAGAGGAGGCGGCAGCCGGGGGAGAGGGACGAUCUGUCGGACCUGCUUGCCUGAUUUUUGGUGGCCACUGCGCUUGUGGGCUCCUGUGCGUUGUGCGUUUUUCUCCACUGCAUGUGGUUGCGUAGUGUAGCAUACCUACGUGGGGCAGAUUUUCAUGAUAACGAGAACGACGGGGACGCCCCGUACACAGUGAGGUUGGUUGCAGAGAGAGAGAGAUGUGCGCGCGUGUGUGUGCAAGGGACAGAGAGAAAUGGAUCGGUAUGAAUUGGUUGGUGU